GGCAUUAAGCGCAGUUUGUGAGGACAUGCAACUAAUUGUACUGCUGAUGUUGAAGUUCGUGGUUCAAGAUCAGAGUGUGAGAAACUGUAUAUCAGCUCCUUGCUGUAGAUGGUGAUAAGGACAAAAGGCACAUGAUGAGGGGACGUGUGGACGUAUGCACCCCCCUUCAUAUGGUGGAGAUAAGGGUGUACGGCGCAAGUUGAAGAGCAUGUUACUUAGCCUCAUGCUUAUUUGGGGUAUAACGGAAUAACGCACGGACUGCACUUGCUUCUCUGUUACGAUACUUCACGCACCCGAUUUUCAAAGAUCGAGGCUACAUUACUUUAUAGGACUAUCGGUUCAUACAAAGGGUAAUGUGGACAUGUAGACAUAAAAGCAAUAACAGUUAUCAAAAUCGUUGAUAUAGUUACCAUUUCGUGCCUACAGAAGAUAUCGGUAAUUUUAGCGAGUCACGUCUUAAGUAAAUACAGACUUCACAGCGACACAUUUGUUCUUUAACAAUGUCCGUCAACAUAAAGAAUAAUGACUUCAUUGGAGAACUUGAAAAUGUGCUUACACGUUAGUGUCUGAAGAACUGUUAAAUCGUAAUAAGAGCUGAGGUGCGACAUUAAUUUUUUUUAAUUUGUUACUGCAGAUUUCAAGCUUAACAAAUCCCCAGUGCAAGGUCACUCUGGCAUAGUGUUAAAGUGCCCAUGACAUAUUUAUUUGCAAAUUUAACGGCCAUAUGAGCGAACGGCUUAUAGACUGAGUCCCAUUCAAGUAUUUUGUCAGAGUCCUCUCAUAGGGAGCGAUAUCAAGAUCCUCCUUUCCGACACCUGAAAGAGACACUAGGGUGACUCAAUAAUCCUAAAAUGCAAUCGAGUAAAUAGGUUUAAAGUAAAAUUGACCAAUCGAAUGAAACUAUAUAACGCAGGUUUACAACAAACGAUAUUGUUUUUAGUCAAGUAUCAAGAGUUAAAGGAUUGUGAAGAUAUUUCGCUCUUUGCUCAUUUAACAAUAACCAACCUAUCUGCGUAUGUAGAGUUAUAUGAUAAUCAUAGCUCUUGCGCCAAUAUCUUAAUUUUGUUAUAAUACUUAAAGCAAUUAAUUGCUAUGAUGUCUUGUUUUAACAAUUUCGUUUCGACAUGGGCCUUAUUUUGACUAGAUGUUUACAGAGGAAUUAUCAUUAAUAUGCGGUUAUCGGUUUCGUGGUAUUUAAGAGAAAUAUUUUCUUUUUAACGUUAAAAUGUGUUGAGUAUUAUUAGAAGUAACAUUUCAAAAGAAGAACACUGUAUUGGAUUGUUUGCAUAAUCGUCAAUUCCUUUAAAAAGAUAAGUGGAUAAUUUAUAGAUUUGUAUCUGAAAUAAAAUCAACUUGGAUCCGUGCAAACCUUUUCCCGUAAACCAAUAAAGUAACGUUCGAGAACUCAAUUGAAAUUCGGCAAUCAUUUUAAUCAUUGCAAACAGUCUGAUUAUAGAGUUGUAUAUUGAAUAAAAUCGGCUAGGAUGCGUGUAAAACUUAUCAAGGGCGACAAUACAUGUUUGUAAAUGUUUUUAAAUGUUUCGGGCGGCGGGAAAUCUUUGUCUUGCGAACACCUUUAUUAAGAAUGGAUUAUUUAUCAGUAAUAUUAUAAGUGGGGGUGUACACUUAAAAACCAAACAGUCAGAAGCGAUAUGCCGUAAAUUUUAUUUUAUAAAAUAAACAUACAGUAUAUCGGCUUUAAAAAAUAGUUCUUAAAUUUUGUUUUGAGCGUUCACAACAUUAUCACCAUAUUAAAGUUUCUUUCAUAUUGUCAAAUGGAAAACAUUUCGCACAUUGGCCCGACACAUAAACGAAAAAUAGUUAACAAAUUAGAAGUAUUCUACUUUUUUCAACAAAUGCAAAAUCGUAUUUCGAUGAGAAUCGAGUGAAAAAAUAUUUAUGCGAUUUAUUUGGCAAAAAAAAUCAAUAACUAUUUGUAUCGAAACGUUCGACCUACUCUCAUGUACGCCUUUUUUAACUUUUCGGAAUUUAAAGUGUUAUGAAUCUAUAGUUUACUGUGAUUACUUUUUUUUCAUUGUACUUUAUAGACAUUUUGAUACCUGUCAUUCAGUGAAUAACGUAAAAAAGUUUAUUUUCGCUUAAACAAUGUUUGUGACACACAUAUACAACCACAUUAAAAAAUACAGCACUUUGUACAUAGCCACUCUUGAAAGUGUUAUAAAGACAUUAAGAUACAAACAUAUAAUUAGUAUACAGCUUAAGGAAAACCCCAUGAAAAAAAUGGAAACAUACAAGACUGGUGUGCACGCGGAAAGGGUGAAAACACAUAUCAUUACACAAACUGUAAACUUGUAAAAGUAAGUAUUAUUAGGAAGAAAGAGGUUAUUUAGAUUAUUUCUACACUUUAGAUUAUCUACAUAAUUAAACGAUCAAUUACAACGAUCAACGUUACAAUGUGUCUUUACUCUUCCGUCUUCGAUGAACACAAACACAUACACCGUGUCGCUACUUCGGCGUGAAGUAUAACACUUUGGCUUUGUGUCAAUUAUAGAUAAUGGGAUAAAGAAACAUGACUUUGUUUCAUACUUUAAUAAAGUUUAUAUUUACUGCUGCCGCGAUUUGUUGAUUAUUGGAACUUUGUAGAUACUUACAUAUCUGAUAAAAAUAUAAUACGGCACAUGAAUAAUUUAAACCUAAAACUAUCCUAAUCAGAUCGGUUGUUAUUUCAGCAACGAUGUGUGUUCUGUUUUAUUAAAAACAAUGGCGUCAGAUAAUUUGAGUUAUUCGCGGACUAGUAACGUUGUAAAAACUUUAUGUGAGCCGUGCAUUUCCACCGGAAAAGAAAAUGCCGCUGUUUCAUAUUGUUUGGACUGUGACGAGAAGUUUUGUGACAUAUGUGGGAAUAAUCACACAACAUACAAGGCGAGCAAAAAUCAUAGACUGUGUAAACUAGCGAAAGCGCUACCUUCAGAUGCGGUCCAUCUAAUGAGAGAGCUCACCGCGUGUGCCAGUCACCCGUCUGAAGAGGUUAUAUUCAUUUGUAUAGACGAAGACCAGCCUUGUUGCAACAAAUGUGCUGUUACCAAACACAGAAAGUGUCGGCAAUUAGAAACUAUUGAACAAUGUUUAAACUAUGACGCUGUAAGAGAUGACCAGCGCAACACAAGGCCAUCCAUAAGUUGGUAUGGUGGUGUCAAAAUUCUUGUUAGAUCUAAGAAUCAUGCUUCACGGGAACAUAUGGAUGUUGCAAAUGCAAGAAUUUCUGAAAAGGGAAAUCAGCUAGAAAAACAGUUGGAAGCACUUGUCAAAGACGAAGCUCAACAUAUGGUGUUUGUGGCAGAAAGUCAUGACAAUUUAAAGGAAUACUUGCAAGAAGUACGCUCGAAGAUAGAUUCUGCAUUCAAUCAACUUCAUACACAACUUCCGGCUCAGUAUAAUGCUCAAGCCCAGGCGCUCAAUCAAAGGAUUCAGCAACAGCAAACAACAGCAGAUUCUCUCCGUGAUAAAAUUCAGGAAUAUCAAGAGAAAUUGAGAUAUGUUAAAAAACAUGGACAAGAAAAACACAUGUUCCUUCUUUGCCGUGAGAUUGAUCAAGCUAUGAAAAGUGUAGAAGAAGAUGUCAGGACACUAGAGAAUAACAAGACAACUUCGACAAUUGAUGUAAGAGAGUAUAUUUCAAUAGAUACUAUAGCGAAUAAUAUUAUAAAGUCGUUGAUAGUUAAGAAAAACAAACCAGAUAAUCGUAGAAAAGUAGAAAAUAGAGAGUCAGUAAAAGUACGUAAGUUAACAGGGGAACAGCCUGAGAACAACAUGUCGGACGAUUGUGAUUGUUGGUAUUAUUGUGAGUAA
Molecule: messenger RNA, 3810 nt
Organism: Dreissena polymorpha
Lineage: Eukaryota; Metazoa; Mollusca; Bivalvia; Myida; Dreissenidae
Exons: 1
Coding region: 2722-3810 (362 amino acids)
Molecular function (GO): zinc ion binding
Source: RefSeq, a predicted model, not a curated record